This is a messenger RNA of Dufourea novaeangliae, 2911 nucleotides long. RefSeq names its product ubiquitin carboxyl-terminal hydrolase 20 (gene Usp20-33). Gene Ontology annotation, biological process: protein deubiquitination. The transcript has 4 exons. NCBI's taxonomy places the organism in Eukaryota, Metazoa, Arthropoda, Insecta, Hymenoptera, Halictidae. Gene Ontology annotation, molecular function: zinc ion binding; cysteine-type deubiquitinase activity. Bases 90 to 2828 code for a protein of 912 amino acids. The record is from RefSeq and is a predicted model, not a curated record.
UUUUGGACGGAUGUAAAAAACCAAAGUAUACGCGCGAUCUCGCGUCCUACGAUCAAUAAAAAGCGAAAGGACAGAUCAUCAAAAUCCAAAUGCCUCUCGUAUUGAGAAAUUGUCCUCAUCUCGCCAAUCGUGGUGAUCUCUCAUUUAUUGAGACCGUCGUGUCUCAAAAGGAAGGAUUCGUAAGAUGUAGCGAGUGUCAUACGGACGGGCCUAAUUUAUGGUUAUGCUUGUUUCCUGAUUGUCGUUGGAUCGGAUGUGCAGAGACGCACUUGGAUCAUGGCACUGAACAUAACCAAAAAUUUCCUAAUCAUUGUGCUCAUAUGAAUCUUUCUACAAAUCGUAUAUGGUGUUACGCUUGCAAAAGAGAAGUUAUAACUACAUUGUGUGGAUGCGCACCUACACAGUCAGAUAUUAAAGCACAGAGUAAUAAGUUUUCCGGUGAUGCUCCUUGUAAUGUGGAUUGCAAGACUGAUGACCUUAAUAGGCUCAUAUUGGAUAAAUUUUAUGGUGAACUCAUGAACAGAGUUAAUAAUGAAAAAGAUGGGUCAUUUCAUGAGAAGUCUGGAGAUUCUCCAGAUAGUACGGAUUUGGAUGAAAGCAAAGACUUUUCUGGGAAACCAAGAGGGCUUGUUGGCCUUCAAAACAUUGGAAAUACAUGCUACAUGAAUGCAGCUCUACAAGCUUUAUCUAAUGUACCUCCUUUGACUCAAUUCUUUCUGGAUUGUGGUCAUAUGGUUAGCUAUAUGUCCAAAGAUAGGAAACCUGGUUUAAGCUUAAGCUAUCUGAAUCUUAUUCGAGACAUGUGGAAUAGGAAAACAAGAGGAUAUGUUAUACCACAUGGAAUACUGUCUGGCAUUAGAACAGUUCAUCCCAUGUUCAGAGGAUACCAUCAACACGACACUCAAGAAUUUUUAAGGUGUUUUAUGGAUCAGUUGCAUGAAGAAUUGAAAGACCAUAUAGAAGAUGAUUGUGAUAAUGCAUUAAGAUUAACAGGGCUUGGAGAGCAGUCAUCAGACGAGGAUGAAACUGAAAUCGAUGGUAACGGUUCUAGCCAGUCUGAUGCUGAAUACGAAACGUGCGAUUCUGGUGUAAGCGAGCAAAGUUCCCUCAGCGAUGAAGGUGAACGCGGUAUGAAAAGAAGGUACUCUCGGGUGUCUCAGUCGGAAAAACUAAGGAGUAAAUUUACAAACAGAAGUAUCAAAAAGUCAACUGUGGAUCAACCUUUUUCUCCGCCACAAAGGUCGACGCAAAACUCACCCGUUAAGUACAGAACUAAGAAGCAAAUGAAAACUAGAAGUAUCAUUAGCGACAUAUUUGAUGGUAAACUACUAAGUAGCGUGCAAUGUCUAACUUGUGAUAGAAUUUCAACUAGGGUAGAAACUUUUCAAGAUUUAUCAUUACCCAUUCCAAGCAGAGAUCACAUUGAUAUGUUGCAUCAGGGAUCUCUCACUCCACAAAAGGCAGGGCCUUGUUCAGAUGUUGUGUAUGUAACUAAUCAAUCUGGUUGGUUGUCCUGGUUCUUGCAAUGGAUGCGUUCAUGGUUUUGGGGGCCAGUUGUUAGUCUUCAUGACUGCCUCUCUGCAUUUUUUAGCGCGGACGAGCUCAAAGGAGACAAUAUGUAUAGUUGUGAAAAAUGUAACAAGCUGCGCAAUGGAAUUAAAUUUUCCAAAGUCUUGGAACUACCAGAGAUACUCUGUGUUCAUUUGAAAAGGUUUCGUCAUGAAUUAAUGUUUAGUUCAAAAAUAGCAAAUUAUGUUUCAUUUCCAUUAGAAGGAUUAGACAUGCGACCGUACUUGCACAAAGAAUGCGUGUCUAAAGUAACCAUGUAUGACUUAAUAUCAGUCAUUUGUCAUCAUGGAACUGCAGGUGGUGGUCAUUAUACCUGUUACGCAUUAAAUCCUGUUGUCAAUAAAUGGUUCGAGUUCGAUGAUCAGUGCGUUACAGAAGUCUCGCCGGAAACUGUGAAGCAUUGCGAGGCUUAUGUAUUGUUUUACAAAAAAUGGUCCCCGGAAAUGUUGCAAUUACGCGAUAAGACUAUGGAAUUGAUGGAAAUCUCGUCUCGCGAAUUAUCUGAUUUAAAUUUCUUUGUAUCUCGACAGUGGAUAAAUCGUUUUAACACAUUCUCAGAGCCAGGACCCAUAGACAACUCUGACUUUCUUUGUCCACAUGGUGGUGUUAAUCCUGUUAGAGCACAAUUUGUAGAUAAGCUCAGUAUGCCCAUUCCACAAGCAGUUUGGGAAUAUUUAUACAAUACAUUCGGAGGAGGUCCAGCAUGUACACACUUAUACGAAUGCCCGAUUUGCGAAGAAAAGUACGAAUCGUUACAAAAAAGGAGACAAUAUGAAAUGGAAGUAUUUCAACGAUUAACUCACAAUACUGAUAAUCCAACUGCUAUUUAUGGAUUAGCUAUGGCAUGGUUGCGACAAUGGCAAAGUUUCGUUCGGGGAAAAGAAACACAACCACCUGGACCUAUCGAUAACAACUCUAUUAUAGUAAACAAAAAUGGUCAGAAUGUCCUUAAAGUGGGUUCUGAUUAUGGACAAAUACCAGAAGAACUUUGGCAGUUUUUUGUGUCCACGUAUGAUGGAGGACCAGAAUUAAUGUUGCAUUCAUGUCAAAGACCUGUUUCUGCUCAAUCAAACGUAUCAAUACAUUCCACAUCAAAUUCGAAUUUGGAUCAGACUUUUAAAAUCAGUCGCACAGAGGCUAAAUCCAAUAAGCUGUGUACUACUAGAAGUUCUGAAACGAUAUCACAACAAGACAGUGCUAUCGAAAGUUUAACAUCAGAUAGUGACUCUCAUCAAACGCAAAGGGAUGUCAGUGAGUAAAAUAAUCGCUUUGACAUUCCGAAACUGUGUAUAAAAAUUUGCAUUUCCACGUGAACGUUACAGUUACAAUUAUAUAAAAGAAU